Molecule: messenger RNA, 2166 nt
Organism: Perca flavescens (yellow perch)
Lineage: Eukaryota; Metazoa; Chordata; Actinopteri; Perciformes; Percidae
Product: apoptosis regulator BAX
Exons: 6
Coding region: 225-839 (204 amino acids)
Biological process (GO): intrinsic apoptotic signaling pathway in response to DNA damage; extrinsic apoptotic signaling pathway in absence of ligand; regulation of apoptotic process
Cellular component (GO): mitochondrial outer membrane
Molecular function (GO): channel activity; BH domain binding
Source: RefSeq, a predicted model, not a curated record
CAAACUAACUUCACCACGGUCCGCAACCCCACUGCGGGCUUCUGUGUGUGGCACUUCCUUGUUCUGAAGUGUAGACGAAAACUUUUCAACCUACGGGCACGUCCGGACUUUUGUGACUUGUAUUUCUUCAAACGAGCUGACUUUUAUGUUAAAUGUUCGAACCAAAGUUCUAGCUAGCCAACUAAUCAUUCCUCGCUCCGAGCUGACUGAAGUUAGAAGUUAUUAUGGCUGACAACAGAGAAGAGGAGAGAGAGGACGGAGAGGAGCCUCAGGGCGCCGUGGGUGGGGAAGAUGUAAUUGACGAUCCUAUCAUGGAGCGAGGAGCAGUGAUCCUUAGAGGGUAUGUGAUUGAACGUAUAAACGCAGAGGAGCCCAGUCGACACGUGUCCUCCGAGUAUCUGGGAGGAAGGCCAAAUGAACAACAGGAGCCCCAAAUUAAAGAAGUGGUGGAACAGCUGAUCAGGAUUGCAGAUGAGAUAAACCGGAACACUGAGCUCCAUCAUCUGAUCAACCAAGUUCAGGACGACUGUGCUCGGAACAUCUUCAUGACGGUGGCCAGGAAAAUCUUUGCUGAAGGCAUCAACUGGGGUCGAGUGGUGGCUCUCUUCCAUCUGGCCUACAGACUCAUACUCAAGGCGAUGAACUCCAACCAUCUAGAAAACAUCCGAACAAUCAUCAGCUGGUUUCUGCAGGCCAUCAGAGAGCUGCUCUACUCCUGGCUCGUACAGCAGGGAGGCUGGGAGGGGGUGAUCCGUGGAAUUUCCCGCUGGAGGACAAUAACCAUAGUAGCAUCGGUAGCAUUGGUGGCAGCUAUUGUUUACUACAGGAAGACCCGCUGAGAGCAUUGGACCUGGCAACCAGGGCUGCAGUCCCAUCUCCUGGAUAAACGCAGCGUGUAAAUUAAGUGUCUGGACAUUAAUUACAACCACUCCUCCACUCCAUCUCAUUAACCGGCAGAGGUCAAGUACUGCACAUUAUCAUCUCUUCUCAGGAUUCCAAGAACAAAACAAAAAAGUGCAUUUGCAGCCAGCUGUCCACCGGACAUCUCCAUCAGCCUUCACCAGAAAACUGUAAGGAAGUACACAUGAGCUGCUGCAACACACCGUGGUUUGGACGUUGCUGUAGUUGUAUUCAACAGACUAAAGGACCUGACUCUACCUGAACCAGGUCUCUGGUCCACAUGGGUUGUGGGUUGGGGUCAAAUGUAAAUGUCUCCAGUUCUUGGGUCUAAGCAGAAUUUGGACUAGACCUGAGACAUAAAAAGCAAUGAGCACAUAAACAACAACAUCAAAUUAAAAGUACUAUUAAAAAUUCAUUAUGUUAGCUUGUGCUGGAAAUUUUAAUGCAUUUUAGCGAUGAGGCAGCCACGUUGGCUCUGUAGUGCACGGCUGCAACCGAAACUAUUUUAAACAGCCAUGGUCUUGGACCUUGGGCCAGAUGGUGUCUGGACAUAUCAGGUAGAUAAGACCUAGUCAAAGGCCCUUUUCAGAUCAGGUACACAUUUUCAGUCUUGGGAAUACCUCUACUUAGUAGCCUAUAAUCAUUCCCACUUUUAAGUUUAUCUUUCAAUAUUAUCCUCCACUUGAAAACACAGGAACGUCACGGCAAAAUGUAAAGCUACAGUAGUUUUAUAUUGGAGCCAUCGUUUUUCUUCUUCUUCAAUAUGCCAGCUUUGUUUCGGAGGAAUCUUGUUUUACCGUCACUUGAUAGAUGAGCCUCGGGCACUGUGGCUGUGGAACAGAAGCCAAAAACGAAAACAAAUGAGCGCUGCAGGGGAAUUCACAGCGCGUCAUAGUUGCAGUAGACCUUUUCACAGCAGAACGUUUGGCAUGUACACAACAAACACCGGUGUCAUCAUUACAGUAAUGGCAUAGACAAUGGCUGCGUACCAUUUUGUGUUGCCCCGCCCAGGGCCUUUGCCUUUUGUAAUUACAUUGGUAAUGAAAUAAGUUCCACAAUAUUCCAAGUCGACGUGUCAGCUGAGGAAAUGGGUCUAUUGCCAACAAAACACUGCGUCUGAAUCGGCUGAAUCUGAAUGUGAAUUUAAUUUAAACAAAUCUUUGUAUCGUCACAUUUCUACUAAUCUUAAGCUUCAGCUGGGUUAUUGGACGUCUCUAACCGCCAUGCUUCUUCAGAGUUGUUGUUUUUAUGCUACUUUGAGUGUUU